CAUAUUCCCAAACGAUUCGGGACGAAGAGAGUCCCUUCUUCUUCUUCCACUCGCUUCUCUGUUUCGUCUUCUUCUUCACCUCUUCCCUCUGCAACUGAGCUCACGAACAUCUAUCUGCUUGUGCUUGGUCUGGGAGGUGGUGUUUUCUUUCCUGGGGUAAAAGGAAAUCCGGGGAACCAUGCAAAAGGAGAAUGCUGCCGAUGCCCAAUCGGCACCAACUACUCGCCUUCGGCAUCGGAAGCGACAGACUGAUGUUAAUCCAGGGACAGGCAAACCAAAUGGAAGCCAUCUGCUUGUCAAUGAUCGUAACAAAUACAAGUCAUUUCUCAUUCGGGCAUAUUCCACUGUUUGGAUGAUUGGUGGUUUCUCUGUCAUUGUCUACAUGGGCCAUCUCUAUAUUACAGCCAUGGUGGUUGUUAUCCAAAUAUUCAUGGCACGUGAACUUUUCAAUUUGCUAAGGAAGACACAUGAAGAUAGACAACUCCCUGGGUUUAGAAUACUGAAUUGGCACUUCUUUUUCACAGCAAUGCUUUUUGUAUAUGGUCGAAUACUUAGUCAGCGGCUAGCCAACACUGUUACUCCGGACAAAGUCCUAUAUCGGUUGGUCAGCGGCCUCAUCAAGUACCACAUGGCAAUCUGUUACUCCUUGUACAUCUCUGGCUUUGUGUGGUUUAUUCUGACCCUGAAAAAGAAGAUGUACAAAUAUCAAUUUGGCCAGUAUGCAUGGACGCAUAUGAUCUUAAUCGUAGUAUUUACUCAGUCCUCGUUCACCGUUGCAAAUAUCUUUGAGGGAAUCUUCUGGUUUCUUCUUCCUGCAUCACUUAUUGUUAUUGAUGACAUCUUUGCAUAUAUUUUCGGUUUCUUCUUUGGGAGAACACCUCUGAUCAAGUUAUCGCCAAAGAAGACAUGGGAGGGAUUCAUCGGGGCAUCUGUUACCACAAUGAUAUCUGCAUUCCUACUUGCAAAUAUAAUGGGUCGUUUCCAGUGGCUGACAUGUCCAAGAGAGGAUCUAUCGACUGGUUGGCUCCAUUGUGAUCCUGGUCCAUUGUUCAAGCCCGAGACUUAUGCUUUACCUGGAUGGAUUUUGAAAUGGGUUGUUCCCUUGCAGUUUCCAUGGGAAGAGAUUUCUGUUCUACCAGUUCAGUGGCAUUCUUUAUGUCUUGGCUUGUUCGCCUCGAUUAUAGCACCUUUUGGUGGCUUCUUUGCCAGUGGUUUCAAAAGAGCUUUCAAGAUCAAGGAUUUUGGUGAUAGUAUUCCUGGACACGGUGGAAUCACAGAUAGAAUGGAUUGCCAGAUGGUGAUGGCUGUUUUUGCAUAUAUCUACCAUCAGUCGUUCGUUGUAUCCCAAAGCUUAUCGGUGGAAAAGAUCCUAGAGCAGGUUAUCACAAGCCUGACACUGGAGGAACAACAAGCUCUGUUCAUGAAACUUGGACAAAUGUUGCAGGAAAGGUUGUGACAUCUUCAUGGGAAACUUUGGAUCCGACAUUGUACCAUGCCAUGUAUUCUCUCUCUCCCUCUCCGUUCAUGUUGCAAAUCAGAUGAACUGAUCAUCGGAAACCAGAUAAUGUAAGAUGAGUGAUUAGCGGUUUGGGUUUCAGAAGAAUAAUUUUAGUUGGAGUUUAUGCAUCGUGCAUUUUACAUUUGUAUAGUGUUUUCUUGUUUCAGGCCAUAAAUCUAUGUUCCAGAUCCAUUUUAUCCUGCUUUGCUACGUUACUACCU
This is a messenger RNA of Tarenaya hassleriana, 1719 nucleotides long. Its product is annotated as phosphatidate cytidylyltransferase 2. Gene Ontology annotation, cellular component: endoplasmic reticulum membrane. The coding region runs from base 179 to 1456 and encodes 425 amino acids. Gene Ontology annotation, molecular function: phosphatidate cytidylyltransferase activity. The record is from RefSeq and is a predicted model, not a curated record. Lineage: Eukaryota; Viridiplantae; Streptophyta; Magnoliopsida; Brassicales; Cleomaceae. The transcript is spliced from 12 exons.